Molecule: messenger RNA, 4833 nt
Organism: Cryptosporidium muris RN66
Lineage: Eukaryota; Apicomplexa; Conoidasida; Eucoccidiorida; Cryptosporidiidae
Exons: 1
Coding region: 1-4833 (1610 amino acids)
Source: RefSeq, a predicted model, not a curated record
AUGAAGGAAAAUGAAGGAGUUAAUAAUAAUAGAGAGCAAAGUGGGGAUAAUUAUCUAGGAAUGAAAGGUAAUGAAGGAUUUAAUAAUAAUGAAGGACGGAAUGAAGAUGAUGACCUGGGAAUAAAUAAAAAUGAAGAAUUUAUUAAUAAUGAACAAAAUGAAGAUAAUUAUCUGGGAAUGAAAGGUAAUGAAGGAUUUAUUAAUAAUGAAGGACGGAAUGAAGAUGAUGACCUGGGAAUAAAUAAAAAUGAAGAAUUUAUUAAUAAUGAACAAAAUGAAGAUAAUUAUCUGGGAAUGAAAGGUAAUGAAGGAUUUAAUAAUAAUGGAGGACAAAGUGAAGAUAAUAAUCUAGGAAUGAAAGGUAAUGAAAGAUUUAUUAAUAAUGAAGGACGAAAUGAAGAUGAUGACCUGGGAAUAAAUAAAAGUGAAGAAUUUAUUAAUAAUGAACAAAAUGAAGAUAAUUAUUUGGGAAUGAAAGGUAAUGAAGGAUUUAAUAAUAAUGGAGGACAAAAUGGAGAUAACGAGGAGUCUGAUGAAAAUAAAGAACAAAAUGGAGAUAAUAAGGUUGGAAUUAAUGAGACUAGAAGAUUUGAUGAAACAUAUAGAGAUAAUUAUGAGAAAUUUGGAGAUCAUAAAUAUGUUAGUAAUAAAGGACAGACUGAAAUAGAGGAUGAAAAUGAAAAGGAAUUAAGUAAUAACAUUAGAGAGGAGGAAUUAGGUGAAGAUAAUAGAAAUAUUAUCAAUAGAGAAAACUUUAUAGUAGAGAAUGAUAAAGAAAAAUUUAAUGAUAGCAACAUUAAAAGUGAAAAUUUAGAAACUAAUAAUGAAGGUAGAAAAUUUAAUAAUACUAAAGAAGAAUUAAAUGAAAAUAAUGAAAAAACUCUUAAGGAUUUUAUAAUAGAAAAUGAAGAUAACGAAAAUAUAGGGGAAUCAGGUAAAGAUAAGGAAACUAAAAAUAGAUAUUUUGGAAUUUAUAGUGAAGGAGAAAGAAAUGAUGAUAAAAAUCUAGCAAGAGAGUUAAUUAAGGAUAGCAAAGUUGACAAUAGAGAGUAUCUCGGAGGAAGUGAUGAAUAUAGAGAGUUUAUUGAUAAUAAUGAAAAUAAGUUAUACAAUAAUAAUAGAAUUGAAAGUGAGAGGUAUUUGAAAAGUGGUGGCGAGAUUGAUCAAGAAGAUGAAUAUGAUAAAAGUUCUAAUAAUAGUAAGGAGAAAUUAAGCGAAUAUGAAGAUAUUGAAAAUGAAGAAUAUUUUAGGAGUAACAAUGAAAAUAACAAGGGAGUAACUGAUAAUAGUGAUGAAGAGAUUAGAAAUAAAGAUUUUGAAGUAGAAAGUAAAGAUGGUGAAAAUCUUACUAAUAGUAAUUUAGAUAAAAAAUUGGGUGAUUUUACUAGAGAUAGAGAAAAAAUAGGGUUGGAUGGUGAUAGUCAUGAAGAUAAAGGAUUAAAAAAUAAUCAAGAGGAAAAAUUUGUUGGAAAUGAUGUAGUUCAUGAAAAAAAGUUAUUUGGAAGCUAUAAAGAAGAUAAAGAAGAUGAAGAUAACAGAGAAUUAGUUAAUAAUUAUAUAGGGCAAGAAUCUCGAACUCAUAAGAAAUAUUCUGAAGAUGAUAAUGAAGAGACAACUGGUAAAGAGGAUAAAGUUCUUUAUGACUGGGAUGAUCUUAGCAAUAAAGCUACAAUAAUUGAUGGGAAUCAAAAAAUUAUUGGGAGCAACAAUAAAUCUAUUUAUGAAUAUGUAAACGAUAGAGAAACAAGAAAAUUGGAUACAGAAGAUCUUGAUUUGAUUAAACAUGAAUAUAAAGAAUCUGAACAGAAUAUGAACCAGGGAGAAUAUCAAAGUAAAAGUGGAAAGUACAAACAAGAAGAAAAUAUAAAUAAAGAGGAUAAUGGCAAACUAGAAUUUGGAGAUCAAUUAGCAGAAGUAGAAAAUAACAGUGGAAUAGAAGAAUUUGGUGAAUCAAAUGUGGAUACAGAAAAAGAUGGUUUUUUAGCACCUCCUGAAAAUGAAAAGAUUCAUGAUAAUCUAGAAUAUGUAAAUCAACAUGCAGGAAUAGGUGAUAUUGGAUCAAACAAUAAUGAAUAUCAUAACCAAAUAACUCAAAUAGUAAAUGAGACUCCAAAUAAUGGAGAUGUAGUCAUGUCUGAAACUGAUUUUGUUGGAUAUGAACCAGCCUUUGAAAAUGAAAACAACAAACAUCUAAAUAUGGAUGAUAUACAAUCUAUUGUUGAUACUGAAGAAAUAACUGAAUAUUUACCUGAAGAAAAUACAUUAACUACUGAAAGUCAUCAUUUAUUUGAUGAUUUUCAUAACGAAAAAUAUAGGAAUGUAGAUAAGGAUGAACUGGAGUUUUCGAAAUUCAAUAAUGGUAUAUUAAAAGACAUCUAUGAAACAAAAGAUAAAAGAGAAACAGGAUAUAUUGAGGAACAAGGAAAGGAAGGUAUAAAAGAUAUUCAAGAUAACGGAUUUUUUAAGAAAGUAGACGAUUCUCUAAGGUCUGGAUAUGACAAUGAAAAUUUAACUAAUGAAUCUCAUGAAAAUUCAAUAAUCUCUGAUAUUGAAUAUAAGAAAGCUGGGAUAGAAAAUAUUAUUCCAGAAAUGGGUUAUAAUACUAAUUCUCUAGAUAAUGGUGGGAAAAUAAAAGAGAUUUCAAUUGAUAAAAAUAUUCCUAGUGGUAGUUUUGUGGAGCAAUCCUCUCAAAGAGUAAUUUAUGAUGUGCCUCAUAACCAAAAUAAAAUGUCAGAUGCUAGUAUCAUUCAUGAUAGUAUCCCUUUUCAGGAUCUAGAUUUAAAAACUGCUAUAAAUUUCACUAAAGAGAAGCAGAAAAAAAUAAAAGAAAUGAUUAAUGAAACUGAAAGACAUAUUAAAUCUAUUGAACCAAUAGAAUCUAAAUCAUUUAUUGAAUCUAUUAACAAUGAAAUUUCUCAACUUAAGAAUGAACAAGAAAAUACAAGGGAAAUGAUUAAUGAAACUGAAAAACAAAUUAAACCUCUCGGGGUUAUAGAAUCUGAAUCACUUACUAAAUCUAUUGAAAAUGAAAUUUCUCAAGUUAGAGAUAAACAAAAAUCUAUAAAAGAAAUGAUUAAUGAAACUGAAAGACGUAUUAAAUCUAUUGAACCAAUAGAAUCUAAAUCAGUUAUUGAAUCUAUUAAGAAUGCAAUUUCUCAACUUAAGAAUGAACAAGAAAAUACAAAGGAAAUGAUUAAUAAAACUAAAAAACAAAUUAAACCACUUGGACUUAUGGAAUCUAAAUCAUUUAUUGAAUCUAUUAAGAAUGCAAUUUCUAAACUUAAGACUAGACAAGAAUAUAUAAGGGGAAUGAUUAAUGAAACUGAAAAACAAAUUAAACCACUUGGACUUAUGGAAUCUAAAUCAUUUAUUGAAUCUAUUAACAAUGAAAUUUCUCAACUUAAGAAUGAACAAGAAAAUACAAGGGAAAUGAUUAAUGAAACUGAGAAACAAAUUGAACCACUUGAACUUAUGGAAUCUAAAUCAGUUAUUGAAUCUAUUAAGAAUGCAAUUUCUCAACUUAAGAAUGAACAAGAAAAUACAAGGGAAAUGAUUAAUGAAACUGAAAAACAAAUUAAACCUCGUGGAUUUAUAGAAUCCAAAUCACUUUUUAGUUCUGAUUUGCACCAAAAUAAACUUGGUAGGAAAGUAUUUCGUAAACCUAUGAGUAGACUAAAACAGAGUAUAUCAAAUAUGGUAAGUAACAGUCCGAAAAAAAAAAAAUUAGAUACAUAUAUUCAACCUGAAAUUUCCUCAUAUCAGAAAUAUAUAUCUGAUGAACAAAUUGUUAAUAUGAUACGUGAAGAAAUUCAAAAAUUAGCUGAAGAAAAAAGUUUCAGGGUUUUAUCACCAAAAUUAAAAAAACUAGAUGAGCAACAACUUAAAAUAAAAAAUAUGAUUGGUAAUUUGCAGGUUUUAAACUCCAAAAAUAAAGGUGAGAGAUCUCUAACUUCUGAUAUAAUAGCAAUAGAAGAAGAGGAAAACAAUUUACAAAGUCUAUUAAAUUCGAUUCAUAACUCAUUGAAGUUACUUAUAACUCAAAACCCAGAACUAAUAGAUAUUGAACUUGAAGAAAUACCACCUACUAAUUAUGGACAAAAAAUAAUUAUUGAAGAAAUGAGCUCUAAAAAAUCAGAUUCCGAUAUUUCAAGCAUACUACCCAGCAUAGAUAUAGUAAAAGACGGUCAAAAAAAACUAAAAAUUGAAAUUAAUGAUAUAACUAAACAGUUGAAAUAUAGCAGUUCAAACGAAGUUAAAUCAUUAUCAACAAGUCACAAAAUUCCCUUAAAUAAUUAUGAUGGAAAUAAUCAAUUAGAAAUACAACAAGAUCAAGGCCCUUUAUUAGAUAAAGGGGAGCAAAGUAUUCAAACAUUUGAUUCAUCUCCCAAUAAUGUUCAAACUUCUACAGAUAAAUUAAUAAAUGAUGAAGUAGAACACCCAAUAAAUGACUUAAAAAAUGAGAAUCUUCAUGAUAAUAAGAAUGAAUUUGAAUUAGAAGAUAGUAAAACACAGUAUUACAAUACUAAUGAAGUACCUGGUCAAGAAAACAAUAUAUUAGAGUUUGAAGGAAAUAGUUAUUCAGAUUCAAGUAAAAAGUAUGUUAGAGGGAACUUAAGGGGGACAAGAGAAGAAAGACUAGAGAAUGAUAAUAAUAAUUCUAAAAGAAGAAGAAGUUUAGGUACAAUAAGAGAAGUUGAGGAGGCUCAAAAUGAAAGGGAAUGGAUUAUGAAGUUCCCUCCAAAGCUUAAAUCUAGUAUAAUGAGAAAGAGACCUGAUUUAUUUACUAGUGAAGAAAUUGCAAAUGCUGAAAGAGAAGCUGCAAAUUAUUUAUAA